UAACUUAAAAGAUACGAGCGACAGGUUUAAAUCUGUAAAUAUUUUGAUGUUUCUUGUUGAAUUCAAGUCUUGUUUCAUCCCUCAGGCUUAUAAAUAAGUGCACAGAGAGGAUGAGGAAGACCACGAUGACACCCCUGAACCACACAACCUUGAAGCAAGAGUGGGAGAACGUGUGGGACGUGCGUGUGUGUGUGCUCCAAACAUUUGUGUGCCUGCUCUCCAUGAACACAACUAACGAUGCUCUCGCUGGCCUGGGGUCACUGAGGAUGAAGAGACCACUCUAGGAUAAGAACGAACAGAGCGAACAUGACUUUUAUUUUGGUGGGGCGACAUGACGUCAUAAGGCCGCGCCGACUCCUGCUUCUGUUGUGAUUUGGCUGAAGGAAGGUUUGUGUUUUCAAGCGUUUAAAAAGGAGAAUAUAACAUUUGAAUAUAACACUCGAUCGUUAUUUUGUAACGAAGUGUCCAAACACAGAAAGACUCGUCUUGAGACACACUUAUAAAGAUGGCGUUUAUUAAGGAGGAGAAUGAAGACGUGAAGAUUGAAGAAACAUUCAGUCUGAAACAAGAAGAUACUGAGACACAAACAGACUUUAUGGCACUGAAAGAGGACAAGGAAGUACUGAAUGAAACGGAAGAGAAAUAUCAGUUUGAGAAUCUUCGUGAUUUCAUAACUGGAGAAAAAUCUCUUUGUUGCUCUCAGUCUGAAAAGACUUCCACACCAGAAGAAGCUCGAAAGACAGGAAAUACAAGUCAUUUCUCUUGCUUUGAGUGUGGAAAGAGUUUCAGAUUUAAAGGAAGCCUUAAAAGGCACAUGAUGCUUCACACUGGAGAGAAGCCUUUCACAUGCCUUCAGUGUGGAAAGAGAUUCAGUAUACAGCAAAACCUUACUUACCACCAGAGAGUACACACUGGAGAGAGACCUUUCACCUGUGAACAGUGUGGAUCAAGUUUCAUUCAAAAAGUAUGCCUUAAAAGGCACAUGAGAAUUCACACCGGAGAAAAACCGUUCAUAUGCCAACAGUGUGGAGAGCGUUUCACUCAACCUGGAAACCUUAAAACCCACAUGAGACUUCACACCGGAGAGAAACCUUACACAUGUCCUCAGUGUGGAAAGGGCUUUGAACAAAAUGGUAACCUCACAGUCCACAUCAGAGUUCACACCGGAGAAAAGCCUUACACAUGCGCUCAGUGUGGAAAGAGUUUCGCUCAAAAAGGAGUUUGUAACAGGCACAUGAGUUCACACUGGAGAGAAUCCAUUCACAAGCUCUCGCUGUGGAAAGAGUAUUGACCAACAUGGAAACCUUAGCGUCCGCAUGAAAAUUCACACUGGAGAAAACAGAAUUCACACACCUGCCAACAGUGCAGAAAACGCUUCAAGCAAGAAGAAAACCUUAAAGAAACCACAUGAAGAUUGAUUCAAGAGGGAACUGUUUAAAUGUCAUCAGUGAGGAAUGAAUUUUACAGACAAGAAGCAUCUGGGAAUCAUGCAGGGAUACCAGAGAGAAGGCUUACAAAAACAAAGCAAAUUUUGAGUUUUACAUAAGCUGGAUUAGGGGUGGGCGAUCUUCGCAAAAUAUAUGAUUUUAUCACACAAAAUCACGAUCUUCCCCAUUUCGAGACAUACUAUCCAGAAUAUCCAAGCCUAUUUGAACAAUUUAAAAUAUUUUUGCAUUUAAACAACCAAAAUGGUCACUGCAUGAAUUAUUGCAUGAACGGUCACUGUAUGAAUCAAAUAUAUAUUCAUUCCUAUUAAAGUUACAAUGUGAUUCAGUCAAGAGCAGUCUUUUGUUGUUUGAUUAACAUUAUGAAGACGGCAGCAUUAGGCUUUCAGACGGAAUGCAUGGAUCUAAUACACUGACAUGCAUUCGAUUUCUUUCCCAAUUUUUUUUAUGUUCACUUGAAGGUGCUGUAUGUAGGAUUGACCCGGCCCGAAAUGCACAUUUUCAAAGGAGAAUAACUGACUGGAGCAUUGUUUUUCAGAUAAACAAGUAUGUUAACUUGGCAUGUUUCUUAAAUAUCUGCAAACAUAUUAUGGUAUUUUUAUUGCUGUAGUUUUAACAUUAUUAUGAGGACAUAAAUGAUCACACUCUACGAUUUGCUUAAAGUAGGUCGUAGGCGUCUUCACGAUCAAUAUGUAUAUGAUAUAAAAUCGUCAGAUCGCACACCCCUAAACUGGAUGAUGAUACUCAGUUCUUUUUCAUUCUCUUGGGAGUAAAAAAAGAAGUUGGUAAUACCGGAGCAGGCUGCCCACACUGCAACAAAAAUGACAGCGGUGAGAAAAUAGCAGGUCGCCCCUUAACCUGCUUGGCAUCACUGGAGGGCAAUCAUUUUCUUUUAUAUCAAUUAUCCUAUUAAUCUAUAUACCUUUGUCAUUUGAAAUCUGAAACUGCUUAUUCAAUUCAUUUAUUGCUAAAAAAAAGUAAUUAUUUAAAGGAAGUGGAAGCAGGUUUUUGGACAUUUUUAUCUUUUAGAGCUUCUUUUUUUAACAGUUUUAGUCUUUUUUUGAUUUUUUUUUUUGCUGUUUUUAGUACUUGUGAAUGGACUCGUAUAGUAGAUGCAGUCAGGUCAAGGCAGCUUGUAGUUAUUUGUAUAUGAAGAGUUCAUUUGCAAAAACUGAUAAACGCCACGUUUAAAAAAAGAAAAAAAAGAACUGAUUUCCAUGUGUUAUUCUACACAAAUAGCACGUUCUGAACCCUGUCACAAAAGCCGGUAUUGUCCACUGUCAAGGCAUCGCGUGUUCACGUUUUACUGCAGAAACCAACAGGCGCCCUUGCAGUUUGUGAACAGAACCCAAUAAGUCAGUUUUAACGAAUCGGUGCGCUGUAUUCAGCAUAAAAUACACAACCACUAUCAAUGAUGAACACAUUUGGUUUUAAUGAGGAAAAAAACACUACAAGGGCAAAUUAGAAACCUAGGUCCGGCUAACUUAGCAAUUACAAAGCAAUUACUUCGUUUUGUUUACCUCUGAAACAUGAAAUGUGGAGUUGUCUGCUUUCGCUAAAAAACAAACUUAAUAUAUAAAAAACAUACUUUCAAUUAACUUUUAAUUUUGUAAGAUACCUGUUUUUUUUUUUAGUUGUUAUUAUUACUUUAUCAAAACAACCCAACUGUAGCUUGAUUUAUUACUUUGGAAUGCAACAACAACAAUGAUUUAUGACAUUUUUAGUGCUGUCAAACAAUUAAUCGUGAUUAAUCGCAUCCAAAAUAAGUUUUUGUUUACAUAAUACAUGUGUGUACUGUGUAUAUUUAUGUAUAUAUAAA
Molecule: messenger RNA, 3264 nt
Organism: Onychostoma macrolepis
Lineage: Eukaryota; Metazoa; Chordata; Actinopteri; Cypriniformes; Cyprinidae
Product: gastrula zinc finger protein XlCGF49.1-like
Exons: 5
Coding region: 506-1291 (261 amino acids)
Cellular component (GO): nucleus
Source: RefSeq, a predicted model, not a curated record